UACAUUCUUGCACAUACCCACCUCUUUCUUGCUGAUCCCCGCAUCUCCGAACACGAACACAACGCAUCCGCCAGCGCAACAGAGACCCACUCACAGCCAACCCGCGGACUCAGGCACAGACGUUCCGUGCGCCAUCCUGCACCACCUGCCGAAAGCUUGCAGUGAAUUGUUUGGCUGAAGAUCAGAGGGUCACGGACUCCAGGAUCACAGGUACUCCCACCUCACCACCCUGCAGGAGAUGGAGGAGUCUCCGCCGCCGCCAGUCCCGCCCAAAGAUGCUGCCUUCCAGCUGAACACCACCACCAUGAUGGACCUCACCGGACCUCCCACCGCGCCGGCUAGUGGCUCGAAACGCAGACGAGAUGCGGCAGACGAUGUCAAUUAUCACUACGGCUUCCGAAACGACCCUGCCGACGUCAGUGACAACGACCGCCCGACGCCAUCGAAACGCUCGCGUUCGCAAGUGCGAGCCAAUGACGGCUACGUAUCCGACACACCUUCGCAGAAAGCCGCCCAGCUGCGCCGUAAAAAGGGCAUCCGCAACCUCUCUAAUCUCAAUCUGCGCCAUGCUGCUUCUACUUCAGUCCUGCCGAGGAGACAAGACUCUCCGCCGCGCGAGUCGAGGUUUCAGGAAGGUAGCUUGACAGACAAACCCAGCCAGCAACCACCCUCCGUCUUCACGAAAAUGCCGCGAUCGGAAAGCGGCAACCUCUCCUACGUGGAUGAGCUCAUGGCCGAUUACCACGAUGGUAUGCCCACGCCUGCAAGAGAUGUCCAGGCGACGAUCGAGCACGAGAAGCAAAUAAUGCCAGAUCGAGUCGCCGAGAUUAAUUCGCGGGACGGGAAAGAGGAGGAAGGUGGAAUGUUCAAGUUUGGCAAGUCCUGGGGCUCGAGCUUCAAGCCCAUUGCGCUCUGGAAUCGCCUGUGGAAUGAUACGAAAGAGGACUUGACGCGAAAGAACAAAUUGGAGGCGGAGAGGAAGGCGAGGUUGAAAGCUGAGGCAGAAGCGAAGUAUGCGCAGAUGAAGAGUGCUGGACAAUUCGUGCCAACUCAGGCUACGCCGCGGGAUUCUGGCGUUGUUGUGGAUAAUCGCGAGUCCAUCGAUUCGUACAAGGGACAUUCGCGGGAGCAGCAAAGCAUUGGAGGAGCUUCUCAAUAUGGAAAUACCACGGAUACUACUUCUCAGGCAGGACAAUCUCGAGAGCAGAGCGAGCAGGCGACACAAACGCCACAAGUGCAGCAACCCCCACGAACGAUACGCGGUAGGCUGUCUCGUAUGCACUUGCGCAAGCCGUCGUUGGGCUCUCUCACUGGUACCGUCAAGCGAGCCAAGUCGGAUUGGAAUCUGGCCGCCUCGCAACGAGAGUCUUCUACUUCCGUGUCACCUACGAAACUCGAGUUCGAUGGAUCUGCUUCGAUCCUCCGAAGUAGUGCCUCCAAGUAUGACCUCAAGAAGCAAGAUCGCUUAUCGAAGCGUGUCAGCAACCUGGAGGAGAAGCUUUACAAAGCAAGGAUGGAGCUCGACAAUGCCCUAGCUGAAGCCUCGCCAGCUCCCAAGCUCAGCAGCAAAUUUGAGCGCUUCACUCCUGUCAGUAGUGUCAAGAGCAGUUACAAGAGGUCUCGAUUCGUUCCUGGAGCUUUGCCGACAUUGCCUAGUGAGCGAGUUCUCUUUCCAGAACUGCGUGGACCGGAGACCUAUGAGGAAACAGUGCCACGUGCAGAGGAGACCACCAGAACCCGCCCAGAGAUUGAUCUCAAUACGGCUUUCGAUGACGUGGAUGAAGAGGCGACAAUGCGACAGGUCAAGGCUUCGCCACGCCGUACCCACGCGAAGGAUAUUUUCAAGAAGCCGGAUGUCCCUGACAAGCCGAUCAGUCGACAGAGCAAUGAGAAGAAUCGGGAUCCUGCGCCGGCUGCAGCAAAGGACGAUGAGUCCGAUGCCGAAGGUGACCACGAGGACAAUGCGGCCGAGGUCGAUGGGAAUAAGACUUCCGGCAAUGGCACACUCAUGGUGAAGUUCAAGACGAAGAAGACCGGCAAGUCGAAGAAGCGUAGAUCGCUGGCCAACGACGACAAGGUCUUCCAGCCCGACAAAGUAACCAGCGACGAUGAUGCUGAGUGGGAUGAAGCUGCUCCGACCAGUACUAAGAAGAAGCGCAAGUCUGCCGGCAAGACCGAGAACAGUCCUGCGGGUAAGAACACGAGUAGCGCUCCAAAGCCAAAGUCACCCCAGAAUAAGACGACGAAGAGAACGACUACGAUGACACGAUCGAAGAAGAAAGCAGACCCGAAAACGCAGACUGUAGAAGUCGAACAAGAGAAGAUGCAGAUCACCGAGGACAUCGAAGUCGUCCCUAGUGAGGACGAGCUGGCACGUCCUCCAUCCUCCGGCGGCGAUGAUGCCAUUCUGGAACCUGUCUACGAAGAAGAGGAAGAGAGUACCAUGCCUUUGCAGGACGAGCCACCGAAUCCGACUGCGACAGCGACGCCUUCUAAGUACGGGCGUCACUCGCUUCGCUCUCGUUCGAACAGUCCCCUCAAACGCAAUACUUGCGCUUUGCCUCGUGCUGGUUUUGCAGCGAGCUCGCCAGGCAAGAAUGGAGUGGGUCAGCAUGUUCGUUCUGUGAGUGACGGGUCGGUCAAGUUGGCUGCGAAUGGUGCUGGGAAGAGGGGCAGUAAGGAUGAGGAUUUUGAGUGGCCGGAUGAUGUGUUCUGAGCGACCCAUGAGCUUGAUUUCUUGCUGAUUGUUCCAUCGCUGGUCACAGGACCUUGGACGAGCAUGCAUCGGGAACCCCUUUCGAUUAAUGUGUACUUGACUGUACAUUUUGCACAUAACAACGACGCAAACAGCGAGGCAGAGCCUUUCAUACGAUUGGAGAUUGAAGAAGGAACAGAGAGGAACCCGGAUUGAUAAUGAGAACGAGAGCGAGAAUCGCUGCGCACCGUACAGACUGAUUCAUUUGAGCGCGCAUCAUCGCAAACCAAGAUUCCUGGACUUUUCUGUACGAGAGAUUGAUCACGAAAGCAAGCGAGCAUAGCAUAUCAUAGCGUUUUUCUGAUUGAUUGAAACUUCGCACGAUUCAGCGAGCAUGAACGAAGCGAGGAAGGAAGCAUUGGGAGAGGGCGUUUGUUCUUUGUUCUGCUUGGUUUGGGGGGUGAGAAGAUGACACGCGCUGUGCAUGGUGAAGGGAGAGGUCGAUGAGAUGAAGUGGGGAGGUAGUGGUAGUAGAUAAUGUAUGAAUGAAUGAAGGAC
Cercospora beticola is the source of this 3253-nucleotide messenger RNA. RefSeq lists its product as uncharacterized. Lineage: Eukaryota; Fungi; Ascomycota; Dothideomycetes; Mycosphaerellales; Mycosphaerellaceae. The record is from RefSeq and is a predicted model, not a curated record.